This is a messenger RNA of Aspergillus welwitschiae, 531 nucleotides long. Its product is annotated as hemerythrin domain-containing protein. Lineage: Eukaryota; Fungi; Ascomycota; Eurotiomycetes; Eurotiales; Aspergillaceae. The record is from RefSeq and is a predicted model, not a curated record. The transcript has 2 exons. Bases 1 to 531 code for a protein of 176 amino acids.
AUGAACAACACCGCAGAAGAGCUUCCGCCACUAUCGGUGCAGGAUUUCAGAAUAUACAACCGAGGUGCAGAAAAGAUGGACUACUUUCACGGCUUCCUCCGCCGAUCCUGGAAUAUCCUCUGGGAUGCCGCUACCAGCGGCCAGCGGCCGUCCAAUAUGACUGUCCGGCAAUUUAUUGCUGAGGGCCUGCAAUUUGCCGACCACCUCGAGACUCAUCAUGGGAUUGAGGAAACUUACAUCUUCCCCUACCUGGCGAAGAAGAUGCCGGAAUUCCGCACGGGGCGCGGGCGGCACGCCGCCGAGCUUCUGCGGCAGCAUAGAGAGAUCCAUCAUGGCCUAGAAGAACUCCGGGAGUACCUUGCCAGGUGCUCGCAGGGGGAAGAAGAUCUAGAUCUGCGGGUGCUCAGGGGCAAACUGGAAGGGUGGAAAGAGGUGCUAUGGACUCACCUUGACCAGGAGGUAAAGACACUGGGAGCGGAGAAUAUGCGGCGGUACUGGACUAAGGAGGAAAUGAUGAGGAUUCCCAUGUAA